AUGUUCUCUCACUCUGUCGGUACAGCCUACGCCCCUCUCUUAUCGGCUUCCUCGAUGGGAAUGGGACCUCUGCCAGCUUCCAAGGGCAGAAGACGCCAAGCCAAAGCUCUCUUAAAAUCUUUUUUCCACCGGAAGGACUCUGGCUGUAGGUAUGAACAGCCCGCCUUUUGUGGCACGGGUGAUACAUCCUCUCCUCAUCGUAGAGUGAGAGACAGAAUUCGUACUGCUUUUCAAAGUUGGUUUCCUCCCAAAAAGUGCCGCUUGAAUUCCUUGAACCCGUCUUCUACUAGUAGGCUCUUAGAGACCGCUAAUUAUUCAACUGCUCAAGGUGACUACUCGCCAUGUUCGUUGUCCAGUAGUAUUGCAACCGGCUGCGAAACAGACGCAGGUACCUGGAACCAAGUUCGCUUUUGCACCCAACCAACUUAUGCCUCUGCCCCACGCUAUGACGAGUAUAGUAGCUCAUUCAUUUUGCCAGCUGACUAUUCUUCUUUUGCCAAUGAAGUCUUAUCUGUCAGAAUUCGAGUUAAAGACAUUUCCAUCAGCAAACUUGAGUCUAUCGCUGAGGCUAAUGAGCCUGACAAUUAUCACAAGUCUGACAAAUAUAAUGAGUCUGAUGAAACUUGUGUUGAGUCCUGUGAUUCUCUUUCUUUGCCUGAUUCAGCUUGUUUAUCUUGCUGUGAGCCUCGCUACUACACUGCCAACUUGGACCUCAACAACUCCUCAUCGUCGUCUCAUUUCGCUGGUUCUUUCCAAGAGUCACUUCCUUUAAAGAAAAUCCGCAAGUGUCCUACUCCAUCAUUGAUUAAUGCCUCUGACUCCGCCUCUGUUGACUCGAUUAACCCAUCUUACACUGCUGCUAUGGUUUCUGGCUCAACAGCGAUUGACCCAGAGCUCCCAUUGAUUGCCUACUUCUCGUUGCCAGAAGCUGAAAUCUUUUCUGAGGGCUGGAAGGAAUCAAACGUUGUAGUAGAAAUUUCCUCUGCAGCUACUGACAUGUGGGAUGACUUGAAUGCUUUCCAGAACCAACGUAUGAAAGACGAUCAAAACGAAGAGCCUAAGUGGGCCCAACAGGAUUACGGAGAUGCUUCAGAGUUCCAAUUUGGCAACUACAAGUGCCAGCAGUCAUUUGCUAAGGAAUUCAAGAAAAACGUCGCUGAGGAGUUGGCUAACACCACCUAUAGCAUGAUGCAAGCUGUUGAUGGCGUUGAUAGAUCCAAGUACAUUGUAGAUGACGAGGAGUUUCUCGAGAAUAUCUAUACUGAAAGCUAUUUUGCUAAUCUUCAGAACUGA
Sungouiella intermedia is the source of this 1293-nucleotide messenger RNA. The record is from the annotation of a GenBank genome assembly. NCBI's taxonomy places the organism in Eukaryota, Fungi, Ascomycota, Pichiomycetes, Serinales, Metschnikowiaceae.